Messenger RNA from Jaculus jaculus (lesser Egyptian jerboa), 699 nucleotides. Its product is annotated as serine/arginine-rich splicing factor 10-like. The transcript has a single exon. The coding region runs from base 1 to 699 and encodes 232 amino acids. Gene Ontology annotation, molecular function: RNA binding. NCBI's taxonomy places the organism in Eukaryota, Metazoa, Chordata, Mammalia, Rodentia, Dipodidae. The record is from RefSeq and is a predicted model, not a curated record.
AUGUCCAGCUGCCUGCGUUCUCCCAACACGUCUCUGUUCGUCAGGAACGUGGCGGAGGACACCAGGUCUGAAGAUUUACGGCGUGAAUUUGGUCGUUAUGGUCGUGUAGUUGAUGUGUAUCUUCCGCUUGAUUUCUACACUCGACGUCCAAGAGGAUUUGCUUAUGUUCAAUUUGAGGCUGUUCGUGAUGCUGAAGAUGCUUUCCAUAAUUUGGACAGAAAAUGGGUUUGUGGACGUCAAGUCGAAAUCCAGUUCUCACAAAGAGAUCGGAAGACACCAAAUCAAAUGAAAGCCAAGGAAGGAAGGAAUGUGUACAGUUCUCGCUAUCAUGAUUACGACAGAUACAGACGUUCUAGAAGCCGAAGGUAUGUUAGGAGAAGAUCAAGGAUUCGUUCUUUUGAUUACAACUAUAGGAGAUCUUACAGUUCUAGAAACAGUAGACCGACGGGAAGACCACGGCGUAGCAGAAGCCAUUCCGACAAUGACAGAUUCAAACACCGAAAUCGAUCUUUUCCAAGAUCUAAAUUCAAUUCAAGAUCACGGUCCAAGUCCCAACCCAAGACAGAAAUGAAGGCUAAAUCACGUUCUUGGUCUGCAUCUCACACCAAAUCUAGAGGCACCUCUAAAAGAGAUUCCAAAACACAUUAUAAGUCUGACUCAAGAUAUGAAAAGGAAUCGAGGAAAAAAAGAACCACCUAG